UACCCCAUCAUAAUCACGAUGACGCUUGGAAACAACACUUGAACAGUUUCGUUUUCCUAAUAACCAGACAAGAGCAACGCAUUUAACAAUGGCCGGUUUGGAAGUAUUGUUUAGCACUGUAUCCAGCACAAUAAUACGUCCACAAGACGUGGUUGUGUGUUUCGUGCACUGGGAGUUGGUACAGAAUGGGUACAAAUGCCUUGGCACUGGAGAUGAGCCCCGUGAUGGCGAGAAGAAAUCCGAGUUGCUCCCUGCAACCUGGAACGGAAAUCAGGACUUGUAUUCCCUGAGAUACCGGUCAAAUGAUGACAAAAGUACCCUGCUGGUGAAGGCUAUUAUAGUGGACUCAACCUUGAUCUUCAACGUGAUGGAUUCAACCACAGAGCAAGUGUCCGACUUGACAGUCAGUGUCAGUGAUUAUGUUGAUGACCAGCAUCUGCAAGACUUUGACAGCGUGUUCAAGAACAAGGAGGACUUGGCUCAGCAGGUGAGGAGCAAGCUUCUGCCCUCCGUCAAGGCUGAGAGCAGCAAGAAGACGGGCAAGAAGAGCCAGAGGGACCCCGAGGCCAGUCGCACACAACAAGACGAUGACCCCUUAAGAAUCCCAACGAGGGCACCUCCCUCUUCAAGGAUGCCUGGCUGGUCAGACCCAAUGUCUCCGUUUGCUGCAGGAAGAGCGGAUCUUGACCCAUUUGGGGGGCAUGGGGGUGGAGGAGGGAUGAUCGUGGACCCGCUGCGGGCCGGCUUUCCCCGCUCCGGGUUCGACCCGUCCGGUGGGAUACCUGGCGUGCUGCCCCCCGGGGCCGUGCCCCCUGGAGCUCGCUUUGACCCCUUCGGGCCCGUGGGACGACACCGACCCGGCCCAGAUCCGGAUCACAUGCCGCCACCGGGUUAUGACGACAUGUUCAUGUGAAAGGAAGAACAUUUCCUGGUGCUCUCGUCUCCGCAGCGCAGCGCAACCUUCUCUUCUCGGGACGUCAGGAGACAUCGUAACAUAACAGCUGUGACAGCCGGCAGUGUGGCUCUAAUGGUGGCGUGUAAGAAAACCCAACUCACUAAAAACGCAUCUGCACUAACAGCGGAAUGAUGCAAUAGAAUCCUCUGAUACACUCCCCCCCACACACACACACACACACACACACACACACACACACACACACACACACACACACACCCACUCUGUUCUGUCCUGUCCUGUUUUUUUGUGGUGUGUGGUGGAAAUGCUGAAAGCAGUGUAGGACAAAAGGGGUGUGCAAAUCUUGUGAAGAUGUUAGAAUAAUCUCUCCCAUGAAAGACAAUUAUUUGGAUAUGUUUUGACAAGGGGAACGGUGGGGUUUUCAAGUUCCUUUUUUUCUUUCUUAAGUCCACAAGCGUAAUGAAACGUGAAACAGAGUCAUCUAUCAUAAUUGUCAGAUUCUUCUAACAGACUAGAUAGGUGAUGCUAAAAUGUUCUACACAACAGCUUUGAUUGGCUGUCUCAUUCUGCCUUUGCUCCCUCGCAUUCUGAUGGGCAUAUGAUUGCCCGGCUGUCAUCAUAUCCUAGUCAAGGUUAUAGAGAUUGAGAUGCAAGCUCAGUGACACGUAUUUGUGUAUUGUGCAUUUGUGCACAUCUUAAAGAGCUAUUUGCUGUUGCAGUAGAGCUUAUUCCUUGCUCAGCACUUUCUAUAUUGUUCAAAAUCUUAAUUUAUUAGUCUACACAUUCUACAAAUUGACCAUGACUUGUAAAGUGUUUUUUUCUGCUGUUAAAUCUGACCAUUCUAUAUUUUUGUUGUCCUUGUUUCCAAAUAAAGGACUAAUCCAUUUCUCAUCA
Engraulis encrasicolus (European anchovy) is the source of this 1810-nucleotide messenger RNA. RefSeq names its product proteasome inhibitor subunit 1 (gene psmf1). Bases 89 to 913 code for a protein of 274 amino acids. The transcript is spliced from 7 exons. NCBI's taxonomy places the organism in Eukaryota, Metazoa, Chordata, Actinopteri, Clupeiformes, Engraulidae. The record is from RefSeq and is a predicted model, not a curated record. Gene Ontology annotation, molecular function: proteasome binding; endopeptidase inhibitor activity. Gene Ontology annotation, biological process: proteasome-mediated ubiquitin-dependent protein catabolic process.